This is a messenger RNA of Cavenderia fasciculata, 1122 nucleotides long. It is a transcript of the gene dnmA, whose product is annotated as DNA (cytosine-5-)-methyltransferase. The transcript has 6 exons. The coding region runs from base 1 to 1122 and encodes 373 amino acids. NCBI's taxonomy places the organism in Eukaryota, Evosea, Eumycetozoa, Acytosteliales, Cavenderiaceae. The record is from RefSeq and is a predicted model, not a curated record. Gene Ontology annotation, molecular function: methyltransferase activity.
AUGAAUAUCAUAGAGUACUUUAGUGGAAUUGGUGGGAUGUAUUACUCUGCAAAGCUAUCUGGUGUACCUUUCACCGUGAAACAAUCGUUUGAUAUUAACACGACAGCGAAUACAUGCUACAACUAUAGUAUUCAUUCAUUGAGUAACACUGAUAAUAACAAUAACACUACUAAUAGUAAAAGUAAGAAAAAGAAUGUUGUUGUAAAUAAUAAAAGCAUUGAUGCAUUGACAGUCAAGGAUCUAGAGUCUUACAAAGCAAACACAUGGUUGAUGUCUCCCCCGUGUCAGCCAUUCUGCCGUGUAGGUCUAGAAAAGGGCUUGGAAGACAAUAGAACCAAUAGCUUUGUCAAUUUACUUACACUACUUGGAAAACUGGAAUCACCUCCAACCUAUAUUUUAAUAGAAAAUGUCUUUGGUUUUGAAAAAUCAGAUGCAAGAGAACUGUUAAUAGAAACAUUUAUGAGAUUAAAAUAUCAAUAUCAAGAAUUUCAUCUUUCUCCAACUCAAUUUGGUUUACCAAAUCAAAGAUUAAGAUAUUUUUGUAUUGCAAAAUUGAGUGAUAAACCAACUAUUAGAAAAAUCAAUAUAUUAAAAGAAAUACCAACAUUUAAAACAAUAGAGCCAUCGGCUAUUUCACAAUACCUAGAUACCACCAAUCCAGAAGAAACCUAUGAAAAAUUUAAAAUACCUCAAGAGACAUUGCUAUCGAAGAGAGGAAUGUUGUUUGAUAUCAAAACAAUGGGUGAAAAGACUACCAAUUGUUUUACUAGAUCCUAUUCAAAAUUUGUUGAAGGAACUGGUAGCGUUUUACAAUUAAACGAAUCAUUAAAACCCGAUGCAUCAGAUCCAAAUUCCCUUUUACCUUUACGAUUACGUUAUUUUACUCCAAAAGAAAUUACAAGAUUACAUGGAUUCCCAGAAGAAUUUAAAUUCCAUCCAUCUCUUACUUCUCAACAAUGUUUUAGAUUAAUUGGAAAUAGUUUAAAUGUAAAGAUUGUUUCGGAAUUGAUAAAGUAUCUUUACAAUCAUUUUGAAAAUCAAGAAGAAGAACAAGAAGAAGAAAAAAAAGAUAACAGUGAUAUUUCAACAACUUCAACAACUUCGACAACAACGACACAAUAG